AUGAAUAACGCAUCAAUUGAAUCAUUCACAUUUCAUCUUACAGCUUAUACUUCAUAUAUAACGCUUAUUUUUGGUAAUAUCGGAUGUAUAUGUAAUUCUAUAGCAUUUAUAGCAUUUACAGCUAAACAGUUCCGUCAAAAUUCUUGUGCAGCUGAACACUAUGGAAGUACAUUACGACAUAGAAUUCUUAUAUGGUGUCAGCUAGGUAUAUUUCUUGCAUGGGUAUUACCAUGUUUUUCAACAGGUUAUCCAGUUUUGGCAUCAAUCGAUCGAUAUUUAUCAAUAUCAAAAAGUGCACGAAUUCGUUCAUUUAGUCGAAUUAAAGUAGCCCAUCAAAUGACACGUGUUCCGCUUAUUUUAUAUAGUCUUACUGGUUCUCAUCAAUUCUUCUAG
This is a messenger RNA of Rotaria socialis, 393 nucleotides long. Lineage: Eukaryota; Metazoa; Rotifera; Eurotatoria; Philodinida; Philodinidae. The record is from the annotation of a GenBank genome assembly.